Messenger RNA from Colletotrichum orchidophilum, 2925 nucleotides. Its product is annotated as capsular associated protein. The transcript has 5 exons. NCBI's taxonomy places the organism in Eukaryota, Fungi, Ascomycota, Sordariomycetes, Glomerellales, Glomerellaceae. The record is from RefSeq and is a predicted model, not a curated record. The coding region runs from base 1 to 2925 and encodes 974 amino acids.
AUGGCACGCGAUGCGCAAAUACAUCUGACGGCGCUUUGUACCGUCGGUUCAUUCCUUUGGAUCUCUUCCAACUUUGAGGGUCAUUCUCUGAUCGAGUAUCCACGCCUCUCCUCCGUUCUCAUACUACUGCUAUCGGGAGGCCUGACAUGGUUGGCAAGCUAUCUCGCCGCAUGGCUUCCCGGCGCUGAUGGAAGAUUCGAUGAGCGCGCAGGCUACAAGAGCACCUUCGAGCAGACUGUCCCCGCCAGACCGCGGCGGUACUUUGCCCCGUUGCUCAUCUUUUGCAUCUUCCUUCGCCUCGAGGUCUUUCAUCGAGUGACCUCUCAGCUGCAGUGCUCUGCGCCGGGAGUGCAGUCAUUCUUAUGUAUUUACUUGGUCCUCUACCAUAUUCUCUACUACCAGAAGGCCCGGCCCCCAUCGCCUGAAGAAGACCCUUGGGCAACUAUUGGAGAUGAUAUUGCAAUCUGGGCCAAUGGCUCACGAACUCUGGCGCUGGGAAGCACCUGCCUUUUCAGCUACGGCACCUUCGUCGCCAUCUCGCAAGAUCCCAGGUCGACUUUCAUUUGCUCCGCUCUCUCGGACAGUCGAAUGUCCACUCUUGCCUUCCAACUACUCGGACUCUUCUUGGACGCUGUCAUCAUCUCCCUGUUCUGGCGCAUCCUGGCGUGGACCAAGACGACGAAGCUCCGUCUGAGGACCCUGGGCGUCAUUUUAAUUCUCUCGGGGGUCUUUAUCAAAGUCUUCCAGAUCCUCAUCUCACCUCUCGUUUCAGCCAGUGAGGGAUACCCGACUUCCUUCAGGGGCUUUGACUCUCUGUACAUCUUCGACGUCUUCAUCGACAGCUUUGCAUUUGCAGUCCUCGUCACCUCACUGAGUAUCCUUGUUUACGAGACAAAUCCCGUAACUCCGACCAGUAUCAUCACCUUUAUCUGUGGCCUCACAGCCACCACCCAAAACAUAUUGCACAUCGGAAAAUGGCAAAUGGAAUCCAGACUAACCGCCAUCGGGCCGCUAUACCUCUUGGUCUUCGGCUACAGUAUGUUCCUGUAUAGCACCAACGUCCGCUCGCUCCUCUUCAUCCCUAGAGCACUGUUCCUCGUGUUAAUGGUCUCAAUGUUCGUCGGCAUGACUAUAUACGGCCUUCUGAAGUCGGCAACAGUGAAGCAGCAUCCCCUCAACAGACUCAUUUACGAUGUCAGGGUGGAAUCCGACCGUUGGAUGCGACAUGCCAUGACCAGCGACAACCUGAAAGUUGCCGUAGACGUAUACCACGAACGACACUACGGGAGAGACCCGCCUCCCAAUUUUGACAAGUGGUACGAUUUCGCAAAGGCUCGUAAGUCUCUUAUUAUCGACCACUUUGAGCAGAUGGAAAGCGACAUACUUCCUUUCUGGGGCAUCAAGCCGGAGGCGAUCCGGCAAGCCUACAAUGACAGAGUACACAAGGAGCCUCAUAUCGCCAUGGUCACGAUUGAGAACAAAAAGGUAACGCACAAUUACGAGGGCGAGGACGCGAACAAGAAGGUCCUCGAUGAGCUCCUGACCAUGAUAGAGGGCUUCGUCGAGCAUCUUUCCGACAUGAAGCUACCCAUCAACUUGAGCAACCAGCCUCGGGUUCUGACACCGUGGUCAGAACUCCACAGAUACACUCUCACCGGUAUGAAGCAGAAGUUCAAGCUCCUAUCGUCGCGGUCGAUGGAGAGUGCUUCAGAUGAAGGUGCUAGUGAGACUUUUCCUCGUGAAGGUGCCGUUGAGAGACAGAACUCCGAGACAAAACCAGCUGAAAGCAAACCGAACGCGGAACCGAAAGCCGCGGCAGGCUUCCCAGCGAUUCCUCAGACAAAACAGGCGAUUUAUGAGUCCACCAAAGAAUGGCGGGAUAUGGAAGCCUCCGUGUGUCCGACCGACAGCCCAGGAAGAGCAGGGCUCCAUUGGAACGUCCGCGACUUCUGCACCUCCUGCGUGAGGUGGCAUGAGGAUGAGCAAUUCAUGUGGAACUAUCCGCAGUCCAAGAGUCUUUGCGACCAGCAGGAUUUGACCCGACUUCACAGCUUUCACACGUCGGCGCCCCCUAUCGCGCCUUUGCAGGAGCUGCUGCCAAUAUUUGGCAGAUUCAAGGCCGAUGGUUUCAAUGACAUUCUCCUGCCCCUGUUACCCCUGGUGGAAGAGGAGCAGGAAGUCAAAAAGGACUUUCGGCAGCGCAAGGACAGGUUAUAUUGGCGAGGCAAAAUCGGAGAUAAACCCAUUAGCGACGAGGCGUUGCGUGGAAAUCACAAGCACCGGCUAGUCCACCUCAUCAACAACGCAACAGCCGCAGAGGACGUCACGAUGAUGCUUGGCGCGCCGUCCAAGGGCAGCUGGUACGCGUACGAAAUUGUUAGCGCCCGGGAGGCCAACAGCGUCCUCCCGUUCGACAUUGGCAUAUCGGAGUACGCGUGCGACGGCGGCCCGGGCUGCGCGGCGGUCAAGGCGGAGCUGGGACAGAAGGCCGCCGACUCUGACCCCCUGAACCACCGCUACGUCAUGCUGCUAGACGAGGAUACGGCCCCACCGCCGCAGAUGCUCCGGACCAUCCGAUCGCCGGGCAGCGUGCCGUUCAUGUCCUCCGUCUUUGGGGAGUGGUACUCGGAACGGCUGAUCCCAUGGCUUCACUUCGUGCCUGUGGACACGCGGUUCCAUGCCCUCCACAGCACGGUGGCUUACUUUGUCGGCCUCAAGGGCCGCGGCAAGCUCAAUGGCCGGGAGGUGGACUUUGAGGCGCGGUGGGAGGAUGCCGAGUGGAUCGCGACGCAGGGGGCGAGGUGGGUGGACAAGGCCCUCCGGAGAGAGGACAUGGAGAUUUACCUGUUUCGGUUGCUCCUGGAAUGGGGACGGGUUGUGAGGGACGAUCGGGACAGCAUCGGAUUCAAGCUGGAUAAGUCAUGA